AUGACCUUCGGCUCCACGUGUUCUCCGUCCUGUGCUCAAGCAGCGAAAAAUUCGAAUGCAGAUGAUUUUCAAGAACGCUAUCCAGAGGCAGCGUAUGUUAUAACUAACCAACAUUACGUUGACGAUUGCGUUGAGAGUUUCGACAACACUGCAACCGCGAUAAAGGUGAUAAACGAAGUCAUAUCAAUUCAUGAAAGGGGUGGAUUCCACAUAAGGAACUUCAUUUCUAACAGCAACACGCUGCUACGAGGAUUGCCGUCCGAUAGGGUUUUGACAAGUGAAGUAAAACUCUUUAAUGGAAAAGACGACCAAACAGAAAAGGUGCUUGGAGUGUACUGGAACACGAACACCGACACCAUAGGAUACAUGGUAAACAUGAAUAAAUUGGAAGCAGAAGUGUUGCAAAAUCUAAGACGGCCCACAUGGCGCGAAGUAAUGGCAUUUGUAUUGAGUGUUUACGAUCCUCUCGGACUGAUCGCUCACAUUACCAUACAAGGGAAAACAAUACUACAAGAGGUACACAAAACCACCACUAAUUGGGACGAGGAAAUUCCCCACACACGACUUCCUGCGUGGAACUCUUGGUUAGAGAAACUAAAACAGGCAGAAAAUAUAAGCAUUCCUAGGUACGUCCAGGUAGACAACGCAGUACAUACCGAGCUUCAUGUUUUUGUCGACGCUUCUGAGCUCGCAUACAGUGCCUGUGUAUAUAUAAAAAGUGUAGGCACUAGCACCAAAAUCAGUCUGCUAACGGCUAAAUCACGCGUCGCUCCCAUAAAGGCACUCUCUAUACCUCGUCUCGAACUACAGGCUGCGGUCCUAGGAACAAGAUUGCUCGACACGGUCAAACGUGAGCUAAGAAUAUCAAUAAAUCGAAGCGUUCUGUGGAGCGACUCCCAGACAGUAUUAUCGUGGAUUCAAUCCAAUCAUAGAGAUUACAAGGUAUUCGUAGCUCACAGGGUUGGAGAAAUAUUAAGCUCAACGACUACGGACCAGUGGAGAUACGUGCCCACGAAACUAAAUCCAGCAGACGCCGCUACUAAACCCUCGUCAGGAAAUACAAACUGGUUAAGUGGACCACAGUUUUUGAACGACCCUGAGAAAAUGUGGCCCCAACAAAUGACACGGAAACGAACCAAUGAGGAGAUAAGAAAUUUCAUACUCUUGCAUACCAAUCCCGUCACGCAUUGGUUCUUCCGUGAAAACUAUUAUAGCUCAUGGUGGAGAUUACUGUCUCACCUAUGUAUACUGAAUAGAGUAGCCGAGAAAUAUUGGUUUAAAAAAUUAGGACGCCCUCUACCUUCGUCCUGGAUAACUGUUGAGGACAGAACAUCGGUCGAAAACGCCUUAUAUCGAAAGGCGCAAUGGGAUUCAUUUCCUGACGAAAUGGCAUGCCUUCUGAGAGGACGCCUUAUUCCUCAAACUAGUAAAUUAGCACCGCUAAUGCCAUAUCUCGACGAUUACGGCGUAAUAAGGUCCAGAAGCCGUUUAGUCUACGGCUCCGAGUUACUUGAAACCAUGAGGAAACCGAUUAUCUUACCGCCCACCCAUAGAAUUACACAGCUACUGGUGCGGGACGCGCACGAGCGGUAUCAUCACACAGCGUUCAACGUAGUCAUGGGCGUACUACAAGAAAGGUACCAUAUAACGCGCCUUAGAGGUGUACUAAAUAACGUUCUUAAGAAAUGCCAACAAUGCGCGAACCAACGAGCCCAACCUCAGGCACCAGAGAUGGCGCCCCUCCCAGACAGCCGAAUAACACCACAUCUACCAACCUUUACGCAUUGCGGUGUGGACUAUUUUGGCCCAUAUGAAGUAGCUAUACGGAGGAAAUCCAUCGAAAAACGGUGGGGUGUAAUCUUCACUUGUUUGGCCUCCAGAGCAGUGCAUAUAGAAAUGGUCGAGAAGCUAGACUCAGACUGCUUCAUCCGCUGCUUCCAGGAUUUCACCAGCAGAAGGGGACAAGUAACACACUUGUACAGCGACAACGGGACGAACUUCGUAGGCGCCGAGAAAGAAAUGAAAAUUCAGCUGGAUAAAAUUAACGUCAAACUGGGACCACUCGAAGCCGCGAAACUCAAAAUUAAAUGGACGUUCAAUCCACCCAAUGCACCACACUUUGGUGGAGCAUGGGAAAGACUUAUCGGAAUUAUUAAGAACGCAUUAAAACACAUGCUUACAUAUUGGGUGAACAGACCCUCACCUGAGGUGUUGAGAUCAGCUUUAAUACGAGCUGAAUUUAUCCUAAAUUCGAGACCUCUCACCGAUAUUCCGAUCAACGAGACAGAAGAAGGUCCCCUAACGCCGUUCCACUUCCUACUGGGCCGGCCGGGCGAAAGUACGCCCCCAUAUGACAUAGAACCGUCGCCGUACACCGCAAAAACUUACGUAAAAAUCCAACAAGCUGCGAAGUAUUUUUGGGAUAGAUGGAAAAAUGAGUACCUACCAACUCAAAUCAAAAGGUCAAAAUGGACCAAGGACGUUAUUCCAUUGAAGGUAGACGACAUCGUCGUGACCGCCCUCGACAAUAAGAUAACCGGAAGGUGGCUCAAGGGUCGGGUUACAGAGGUAUUCACCGGAAAAGAUAACAGGGUACGAUCUGUUAAGAUCAACACAAUACAGGGAGACUUCACACGCCCGGUAGUAAAAGUCGCCAAAUUGGACCUGGAACCUAAGGAUCUGGACGCGCAAGAAUCCACAGACGAUUUGGCACUUAAGGAACGCCUUCGUAUCAAGGAUCGACGAACAAUACCAGAACCGACAGCGCAUGCAUCAAACACCAGACGUGUUAGUAAAAGACAGCAGAUACUCGCCGACGCAUCCGUCAAUUUCGGGAAAAGGAGAUCUCUGGACAUCGACCGAAUUCAGGAAUUAGCCAGGAAAGUCAACGUCACCACGAAGAAAAGGCGUAAAACAGGAACCUUUAUCCCAAUAAAACCUAAAAUACAGAAGAAGCUUUAA
Molecule: messenger RNA, 2961 nt
Organism: Toxorhynchites rutilus septentrionalis
Lineage: Eukaryota; Metazoa; Arthropoda; Insecta; Diptera; Culicidae
Exons: 1
Coding region: 1-2961 (986 amino acids)
Biological process (GO): DNA integration
Molecular function (GO): nucleic acid binding
Source: RefSeq, a predicted model, not a curated record